AUGUCAGAUGCCAAGUCAGAGGCUGUCCUCCAGCAAGUGGAUAGCGAAUUUGGCCGCGGUAUCGAGGUUUCAGAGGAAAGGGGAACGACUGGCGAUCAAAAGGACAUGCAUCGCAUGGGCAAAAAGCAAGAGCUACGACGAAACUUUCGUUUUGCAUCAAUAUUUGGGUACUCGAUGAUCUUGAUGGCGACAUGGGAGACGAUACUUACGUGA
Molecule: messenger RNA, 213 nt
Organism: Plenodomus lingam JN3
Lineage: Eukaryota; Fungi; Ascomycota; Dothideomycetes; Pleosporales; Leptosphaeriaceae
Source: RefSeq, a predicted model, not a curated record